Scheffersomyces coipomensis is the source of this 213-nucleotide messenger RNA. RefSeq lists its product as uncharacterized. The coding region runs from base 1 to 213 and encodes 70 amino acids. The transcript is spliced from 2 exons. Lineage: Eukaryota; Fungi; Ascomycota; Pichiomycetes; Serinales; Debaryomycetaceae. The record is from RefSeq and is a predicted model, not a curated record. Gene Ontology annotation, cellular component: endoplasmic reticulum.
AUGACUUCACGUCAUGCAUUACAAACUCAACAACAAAAAGCUGCUAAUUCAAAGUUUGCUAAGAAGAAUGUUAAUAAACAAGGUAAACCUCAAUCUGUCUUGAAAUCAAAAAAUCAAAAAUCUGAAAUACCAGUUAGUAGAACUUGGUUAAUUAUUUUAUUAUUUUUAGUUAUUGGAGGUGGGGUUUUAGAAUUAAUUAGAUUAUUCUUUUAA